This is a messenger RNA of Macrosteles quadrilineatus (aster leafhopper), 496 nucleotides long. RefSeq lists its product as uncharacterized. The record is from RefSeq and is a predicted model, not a curated record. The transcript is spliced from 3 exons. The coding region runs from base 68 to 394 and encodes 108 amino acids. NCBI's taxonomy places the organism in Eukaryota, Metazoa, Arthropoda, Insecta, Hemiptera, Cicadellidae.
UUGUUGUGCGCGAAAACGUUCAGCUUUUAAAACAGUUCUCUACAAGUCUUGGAGCCACCAACCACAAAUGAUUCGUUUGGUUCUAGUUUCUUCUUUCAUUUUGAUCUUGGGUUUCUACGAAGCCAAAGGUGCACCGAAUGGCCUUCCACUCAGGAAUGACGAGACACGUACUCGCUAUCGACCAAUUGAAGAAAAAGGGGUAGAGGUAGCUUCUUACGGGAGGGUUGUUGAAGGGAAACUGGAGCCAGAGACGAAGGUUGCGUUGGGUGUUCUAGGGGGACUUGUGGUGACCUCUCCGGUAUGGGCUUCAGCAGGGGCAAUUGCGGGGCCACCCUUCGUGAUUUACAAAGCGGCUCAGGGUUUAAGUUGGUUGUUGACUGGAAAUUCAUCAUGAGUGAAUCUUACAUCCUUCAUAUACGUAAAAACAAUCAGAUGAAUUGUUAGUGCCCUUGACUGUGAAAUCAUAAGACAUUAAAAUAUGCAUUUCAUGAAUUAA